CCUCGGUUGCUUUUCCUUAUAACCUUUAUUUUAAGCUAGAACAUCAUGACCGCCGCUGUAGGAGACAAGUUUCCUGAAGUCACUUUGACAUACGUUCCUUAUGAUGCUCAUGCUGACCCCAAUGCCUGCGGACGCCCAGUACCUCUCAAGAGCAGCAAGGACUUUGCUAACAAGAAGGUGGUUAUCGUCGGUGUACCAGGUGCCUUUACACCCACUUGCUCCGAAACUCACGUUCCUGGCUUCAUUGAAAAGCUGUCCGAACUCAAGUCAAAGGGAGUUGACGAGGUUUUGAUUUACUCUAUCACCGAUGCCUUCGUCAUGUAUGGUUGGUCUAAGGUCGUUGGUGGUGCUGAUAAGGGCAUCAAGUUCGUUGGCGACGCUAAUGGCGAACUCGCCACCAAGCUCGGUUUGAGCCAAGAUUUGUCCAGCAUGGGCUUUGGCCAGCUCCGAUCCAAGCGUUUCGCUCUUGUCAUUGAUGAUCUUGUCCUCAAGUACGUUGGUGUCGAAUCUGGACCAGACGUAUCUUCCUCCUCCGCAGAGGCUGUCCUUAAGAGUUUGUAAACAAGGCUCCUCCGAACCACGUUUACAAUGAAAUAAAUGAGAAAUAGGUUGUCUGUGCCUCAUAUUUUCGUGCAUGGCUUUGCCGGAGCAUUCGUGACAUUUUCCAAAUAACUCUCGACAAUCAUGCUCAGUAAUGUGUAUCUUGGAAAUCUUAACGCUUCACAGCCAAAGAGUUAUUACGUUUAUUAACAAGAACUUAUGGUAUACAAUCACUUUCAGUCGCAGGCAUUUACUACUUGCGUUUCAGUGCCUCAAAUCUGCGUGUUAGUUCGUCAAAAUCAGGUAUCUGGUCGGUUUUAGGUGGCGGCGGUGGUGUUGAGGUUUUGGAUCCAGCUUUGCCUGGAACAUUGCUAGGUGGUGCAGGCAAAUCCCAGUUAGAUUCAGAGAAAUCGCUAUCAUCGACCUAUUCAUAUACAAA
Messenger RNA from Umbelopsis ramanniana AG, 979 nucleotides. RefSeq lists its product as uncharacterized. Gene Ontology annotation, cellular component: mitochondrion; cytoplasm; peroxisome. Gene Ontology annotation, biological process: cell redox homeostasis; cellular response to oxidative stress; hydrogen peroxide catabolic process. The record is from RefSeq and is a predicted model, not a curated record. NCBI's taxonomy places the organism in Eukaryota, Fungi, Mucoromycota, Umbelopsidomycetes, Umbelopsidales, Umbelopsidaceae. Gene Ontology annotation, molecular function: thioredoxin peroxidase activity. The transcript is spliced from 5 exons. The coding region runs from base 46 to 561 and encodes 171 amino acids.